Manihot esculenta (cassava) is the source of this 2089-nucleotide messenger RNA. RefSeq names its product serine/threonine-protein kinase STY13. Bases 771 to 1601 code for a protein of 276 amino acids. The record is from RefSeq and is a predicted model, not a curated record. The transcript has 7 exons. Lineage: Eukaryota; Viridiplantae; Streptophyta; Magnoliopsida; Malpighiales; Euphorbiaceae. Gene Ontology annotation, cellular component: cytoplasm. Gene Ontology annotation, molecular function: ATP binding; protein kinase activity. Gene Ontology annotation, biological process: protein phosphorylation; signal transduction.
UCUUCUUUUAAUCUAUUACUUUAUUGGACACACACUCAAUCUCUUCCAUGAUUUUGUCUGUAGAUCCAGACUGAAGCUCUGUGCCACAGUUUUUAAAAAUACUACAUAUCCCAUCUAUACUCUUUUCCCCUUUCGGGGGGAGAUUCUUCUCUCCUCCUCAUCAAUUUCAAAGGAAACCUCUUUGAACUUUGAGCUUUCUUUGCUCUUUGGUUUUCUCCUUCUCUCUCUCUCUCUCUCUCUCUGCGUCGCACAUGUGGGUUCUUUUAUUUCUGCCUUGGAGGGCAUGUCAACAAUAAAUCUCUGAUUUUUUAUCUCUGGGCCUCAAUCUUGAGAUGAGGUUUAUUAUCAGAACACAUCACAGAGCAUGUCUUGGUUGCUUCUCUGUUCCAUUGUCAGCUUAUCCAUUUAACGACUGUGAACGAGCUUUUCAAUGCUUUCCUGUUUGAGGUCUUCUAUGUCAUUCUAAAUAUAGAGAAGUCAAGUUAUAGAUGUUGAAUUCUUUCCUCAGUUAGAAACAUGGAAUCUGGGAGUGGAUUUUACUCAGAUAAUGAGUUCAAAUUGGAUGCUAAAUGGCUCAUUGAUCCCAAACAGCUCUUUGUUGGGCCAAAAAUUGGAGAGGGUGCUCAUGCCAAAGUAUUCGAGGGCAAGGAAAUGCAAUUGAGCAAAGAGCUGGAUAUAAAAACCAGACUGUUGCCAUUAAAAUUCUUCAUAGAGGGGAAACUCCAGAGGAGAUCACAAAGAGAGAAGCACGAUUUGCAAGAGAAGUUGCAAUGUUAUCAAGGGUUCAACAUAAGAAUUUGGUGAAGUUUAUAGGUGCCUGCAAGGACCCUGUAAUGGUCAUAGUUACUGAGCUUUUAUUGGGAGGGACACUGAGGAAGUACUUGCUGAACAUGAGACCAAGGUGCUUAGACACGCGAGUUGCCAUUGGUUUUGCACUUGACAUCACUCGUGCUAUGGAAUGCUUGCACUCCCAUGGGAUCAUUCACCGUGAUCUGAAACCUGAGAACUUGCUCUUGACCGCAGAUAAAAAGACUGUCAAACUAGCAGAUUUUGGGCUAGCAAGAGAAGAGACAUUAACAGAGAUGAUGACAGCUGAAACAGGAACAUAUCGUUGGAUGGCACCUGAGUUGUACAGCACUGUUACAUUAAGGCAAGGAGACAAGAAACACUAUAACCACAAAGUGGAUGCAUAUAGCUUUGCAAUUGUGUUGUGGGAGCUCUUACACAACAGAUUGCCAUUUGAAGGCAUGUCAAAUCUCCAGGCAGCAUAUGCGGCAGCUUUCAAAAAUGUGAGGCCUAGUGCUGAAAACCUCCCCGAGGAUUUGGCUGUCAUUCUAACUUCAUGCUGGAAGGAGGACCCAAAUUCACGGCCUAAUUUUAGCCAAAUAAUCCAAAUGCUCUUUAACUAUCUUGCUAUUAUUGCUCCUUCUGAACCAGCUAUUCCUCCUCGAAUUUUCACUUCUGAGAACGCCAUCUUGCCACCAGAAUCUCCUGGUACAAGCUCUUUAAUGGCAGUACGAGACGACUGUGGGGAUACUCCCAAAGCAAAGAUGGAAAACCAGCCAAAAGGUUUCUUCUUCUGCUUCAACCAGUGUUAUUAAUCCUCAGCAGCAACAGAAAUGACUAAAACCUUUGUCCAUCCUUGGGGCUAAAAGUGGUUGGAGAAGUUCGGUAGACAAUAGGCACUAGUCUCUGAAGUACAUUUUGAUAACAUAAUAAAUAGUUAAAUUAAUAAAUUUACAUUUUUUAUAGUUAGCAGAGAUAUUGCAAUGAACUUGUCUGCUGAUGCUGCUGAAUUUAGUCACUUGUUAGGAUCACAAUGCUGGGAGAGUAACUUUGUCACCCAUUAGAAGCUUGGGAGAUGGGUUCAUUCUAUGUCUGACUAAAAAUUCAAGAGAAAGGAAACCAACUCCAAAUUUUGUAAGACAAAUAGGGAAAGAAAUAAACAGAGGAGCUCAAUUCGAGUUCCUUGUAAGAAUAAGAGGGGCGAAUAUGUAUCCCUGGUUGUAAAUGGUCUUUCAUUUUGUUCUUAAAGAUGUGCCAGUAGUGAAGAGAAUUUAAGAUUUGGGAUUGCUUGCCUGUUGCUUUA